This is a messenger RNA of Didymosphaeria variabile, 447 nucleotides long. RefSeq lists its product as uncharacterized. The record is from RefSeq and is a predicted model, not a curated record. The coding region runs from base 1 to 447 and encodes 148 amino acids. NCBI's taxonomy places the organism in Eukaryota, Fungi, Ascomycota, Dothideomycetes, Pleosporales, Didymosphaeriaceae. The transcript is spliced from 2 exons.
AUGCAGAUUUUCUCUCUCCCCAUCGUCCUCUUCGGGUUAUUGGCCACCUUCGUCGCAGCCAACCAAUGCACGGGCAAUAAGAGCAACGCCGGCUACUGCGAGGUCCUCACCUACGAAGAUCGCACCAACAACAACGGCUCUCCACCAUCGACAUCACAGUGCGAGUCUUCUUGCAAGGACGUACUGACCGACGCCGGCGACUGGAGCGUGAGCUUCAAGGGCCAGGCGGCAGGCUACGUCCAGCGUAUGGUCAACUCUGCAUGCAGCUUCAGCGUCGGAAGGGGCAACGGAGAGCCGAGUGCCUACCAGUUCUUCAUGGAUAACCAGGACAUUGUCGACAUUCUGGACGAGGUCAAUCGGAGGUUCGGUGGGGCGCACACCGGCAAGGUGUCGGCGCAGGGAACAAUGAGGUGCCAGGGUCAUCCUGCAACUUGGUACGUGGAUUAG